Messenger RNA from Trypanosoma rangeli, 711 nucleotides. RefSeq lists its product as uncharacterized. Bases 1 to 711 code for a protein of 236 amino acids. The record is from RefSeq and is a predicted model, not a curated record. The transcript has a single exon. NCBI's taxonomy places the organism in Eukaryota, Euglenozoa, Kinetoplastea, Trypanosomatida, Trypanosomatidae.
AUGUCUUGGUGGGGCCCCUUAACAAAGCAGAUGCUGCUGAGGCUCUCACGGCACCCCGCCGUCUCCAUGUACGCACGUCAGGGAAUGAAUUACGUGAGGAGCCACCCGUCGAGUAUGAAAAUGACUACCGCGAUGUCUAACUCGUGGGGAGAACUAAGGAACCUCGUCAGGUCGUCUGCCUCAGCUUUUAACAAAUCAGGCUUCGAUGGCAGCACAAUGAAAGGUGGGUACACCGCACAAGUCUUUGGCAUGUGGAACAAAUAUAAGGGACGUGUGUUUUCAUUUAUUGCCGUGAAUUUCAUGGGGCUUUUGUUUUUGUUCCAGUUUGGCUCAGUGUUGUGGUCAGAGUCCAAGCAAUUUGUAGCAAGGCUCCUUACUGAACCAGAGAAGAAGAUCAGGAAAAGUGAGGGUGCUCCUCGCGCCAUCAAAGUCUAUGUGGAUGCUGCUGCUGAAGAGGUCGAAGGGAAAGAAAAGCAUCUUGCUCUGCAUCAUCACGAGAAGCAGAAGAAAGAGGAGAGGCAUCCAGAUAAAUCGGAGAGUUUGGAACGCUUCUCAUUUGUGUUUUCAGAUGGUACCGAUGCGUACGCCAGGGAGUCCAUGCAGCGUCUGGAGCGGGACGUGUUUGGCGACGUUGCGAAGCCAGAUUUUUCCACAUCCUUUAAAUUUCGCAUGAGCGAGGACGAGGAGUUCAGGUCAGCUGUGAAGAAGUAA